Molecule: messenger RNA, 1221 nt
Organism: Danio rerio (zebrafish)
Lineage: Eukaryota; Metazoa; Chordata; Actinopteri; Cypriniformes; Danionidae
Gene: adrb1
Product: adrenoceptor beta 1
Biological process (GO): G protein-coupled receptor signaling pathway; signal transduction; adenylate cyclase-inhibiting adrenergic receptor signaling pathway
Cellular component (GO): membrane; plasma membrane
Molecular function (GO): alpha2-adrenergic receptor activity; adrenergic receptor activity; G protein-coupled receptor activity
Source: RefSeq, marked provisional
AUGAACGCGCUUCUUUUCUCCAAAUCAUGGGAGACGGGCUACCGUCCGUAAACUACAGCAAUGACUCUAAACGCGCCACGGUGGAUCUUAACGUUUCAGAACAGUGGCUCGUGGGCAUGGGAAUCCUCAUGGGUCUGAUAGUGUUUGUCAUUGUAGUGGGAAAUAUACUGGUUAUAGUCGCCAUAGCGCGGAAUCAGAGGCUCCAGACGCUCACCAAUGUUUUCAUCGUAUCUCUGGCGUGCGCAGACCUCAUCAUGGGGUUACUGGUGGUGCCAUUUGGCGCAGCCCUUGAGGUCAGAGGAGCCUGGAUGUAUGGAUCGUUCUUCUGUGAAUUCUGGAUAUCUCUUGAUGUACUUUGCGUCACGGCGAGCAUCGAGACCCUGUGCGUAAUUGCAAUAGACAGGUAUAUCGCCAUCAUCUCUCCAUUUCGCUAUCAAAGCCUUUUAACAAAAGCACGAGCCAAGGUGGUGGUGUGUGCGGUGUGGGCUAUUUCAGCCCUGGUGUCGUUUCCCCCCAUCCUAAUGCACUGGUCCCAGGACAGCGAGGAGACAUCGUGCUAUGAAAAUCCCGAGUGCUGUGACUUUGUCACCAACCGCGCAUAUGCCAUCUCCUCGUCCAUUAUAUCGUUUUACAUCCCUUUAAUAGUCAUGAUAUUUGUCUAUGCUAGAGUGUACAGAGAAGCCAAACAGCAGCUGAACAAGAUCAACAAAUGUGAGGGAAGGUUCUACAACAAUCACGGUACAAACUGCAAACCAACCCGAAAACGGACCACCAAGAUCCUGGCUUUAAAAGAGCAGAAGGCUCUGAAAACGCUGGGAAUAAUCAUGGGAACGUUCACUCUGUGUUGGCUGCCGUUCUUCAUCGUGAACGUGGUGCGGGUGUUUUGCGCACAAGUGGUGGAUAAGGAGCUCUUCGUCUUUUUGAACUGGCUGGGGUACGUCAACUCCGCAUUUAAUCCCAUCAUAUACUGUCGGAGUCCCGACUUCAGAAAAGCCUUCAAAAGACUGUUGUGCUGCCCGAGACAGGCGGACCGCAGGCUGCACGUGAGUUCGUGCGAUCUGUCCCGCUGCACCGGAGGCUUUGGGAACUCGAUGGAGCAGAGUAUGCUCGGGACGUGGUCGGACUGUAACGGCGCAGACAGCAGCGACUGCAGCCUGGAGAGAAACGGCAGGAUGUCCCAUUCAGAGUCUCAGCUGUAAAAGUGCAGCCGACAUUAUUUCA